Molecule: messenger RNA, 3332 nt
Organism: Amyelois transitella
Lineage: Eukaryota; Metazoa; Arthropoda; Insecta; Lepidoptera; Pyralidae
Exons: 1
Coding region: 1-3252 (1083 amino acids)
Source: RefSeq, a predicted model, not a curated record
AUGCAUAAAUUUACUAUUAUUUUAUUGGCUGUUACCUUGGCAGAAACCAAAAAGCCAUACACCAAAAGGCAACAGGCAAUAUGGAGGCUCGAAUGUAACUUGGGUGUCAUCAACGACGUGGACUGCCCUGUCGAUGGAGGCUGGGCUCCUUGGAGCUCGUGGUCUCCCUGCCAAGGAUCUUGUGAUGAUCUAGGACACAGCAAAAGAACAAGAAAAUGCAUCAAUCCGAUACCGUCCAAGGAUGGCCUGCCUUGUAGUGGCCCUGAUGAACAAACUAAACCCUGUUAUUUAACUUAUUGCUCCGUAGAAGAUUUCCGUAAGUUAGCCCUACGUGAUGUAACGCGAACAGAAGCCUUCCACCAGCUAGAAGCCAUCCCUGCUCUAAUGGAGCGUUGCCUGCAAAUGGAAUGCCCUUUCGAGGCAGUAGAAGUAGCUCUUACUAAGGAAAAUACUUGGCAGUUAACGUCUGAAGCUGUUUGGAAUGCACUGCAAUGUGUUAAACAUAAUAUAGGCUGUCUUGUCUUAGGAGAAUGGGGCAAUUGGGGAGCGUGGUCGGCGUGCGGUGCCCAGUGUGGAAAAGGUCACCGUUGGAGACUCAGACGUUGUGAUAACCCGCCUCCGUCAGCCGCGCAUUUGAUUUGUUCUGGCUGUCCAUUGCAAGCGGAGGAAUGUGAAGGAGAUCGCUGUGCAGUCGAUCCAGUAAAUGAAACUAUUGGCACGUGGGGCAUAUGGGGACAAUGGUCUACUUGUUCUGAAAAAUGCGGCACCGGCGUAAGGCGUCGAAAAAGAACCUGCAAUGAGAAACAAGCGUCUGAAACAUUUGGGACAUGGGGAACCCACUGCAGAGGACCACAUGAUCAACUAGAGACCUGUCACAAUGUGGAAUGUACACAAGAUGGAGGAUGGUCUGGUUGGAGUUCAUGGGGUCCAUGUUCACAAACUUGCGGGGCUGGAAAAAGAUCUAGAACAAGAUCUUGUACGAGACCUAUUCCUUCUGGCGGUGGAAAUGACUGUAUGGGAUUGAGAACUGAGACUGGGCCUUGCAAUUUAGUUCCCUGUGAAGUAUUUUUGCAUUCUGUUGCAGUGUUGAACGGAGAAUCGUUUGUUCAGUAUAAUUUUGAAAAUAUGCAAUCCUCAUUGUUUCACUUCUACAUAAGAUUUAUGCCACUAUCACCGCAUGGGACUUUGGUGCGCAGAGGAGUUGCUCAGAGUCCCCUAGUUCGACUUAGUCUGCAGAAGUGGCAUGUUUGUUUGGACGCUAGCGGAUCAUCUCCGACAUGCGGACUACCACGCUUGUGUUCGGCUACAGCGAUAGAACCAGCAAAUUGGCACUCAGCCCUCAUUUCUAUCACAAGCGAAGCUGCCACUCUAAGAUUAGAUGACGACCAAAUAACUAUAAAAAGUACAUUUCCUUGCGAUCCAGAAUUAUCCGCUGAAACAAUGCAUAUCGUUGUUGGUGAAAAAUUUCAUGGUGAAAUACAGGACAUCAUUCUGAACUUUAUUCCGUUGAACAUGAUGAUUGAAAGAGAUCGCAGAGGAAAACGAUUUGAGUUUUGUCCUAGUUCAGUUUCAAAUAUAGCAUACCAGAAUUCAAAUCAGGAAGAAGCAUAUUUGAAAUUGAGCGAUCAGUACAUGCGCAUACCUUGUUUUAACAACCAAUACGAGUGGCUUAUAGAACUUACUGUCAAACCCACAAAUGAUGAUGGAACAGUUUUAUUUUUAUUUGAUGGGUGGAUAAAAAGCUGGUUGAGUGUAGCGUUACAAAAUUGCAGAAUUAAAAUGAAGUUAGCAUUUGGCGAUUAUCGCUCCGAAACCAGUAGUUCUGAUGAGUGUCCCUUUGACCAGUGGUUGGAUAUGGCUAUUUCGAAGAAAAAGGAUUCUAAUACAAUAGAAAUUUCGAUAAAUUCAGGCGAGAAUCUCCAUGUCUCCCUGAUAGAAGAAAAUGUGAAGCGUCGACGAUCCUCGCGAAAAUUCUUUCUAGUAAAUAAGGAUGCUGGUAUAAAGAGGCAACUUGUGACGACAGAAAGCAGUUCACCCAUUCCAUUGCCUAUUUGUGGAGAUGAGUUUUACGUAGGUGGAAUACCCAGAGAUAUAAAAAACAUUUUGAAGGAAGACUUUACAUCUUUUACCGGUACAAUAGCAUCUUUAAAGAUAAAUGGAGCACUUCAAGAUUUACAUAGUUUUAAUAGGGAGCGGUACAAAGAUGACAAAUUGCAAGUGUCGUCAAGGACUGCAAGUAUUUCUGGUUCCUACCAUGAAGUAGCGUGGGGGGAAUCGAAUUGUUUGAACUUGACCUGUCUCCACACUAGAACUGUGCGAUCUCCACGCAGUGCUCACUGGUUAUUCUUGGAUACAACUAUUCACAGCGCUUUCAAAGGAAAGACUUUACGUUCUUUGGAUGAUGGAAGAGUACUCAGACUUGUGGCUACAGCCAACAACGAUUUAAGGGGAUUUUAUACUUGCCGAGCGCACUCAAACAGAAAUACUAGAAAUAUUGUGACUUAUGGCGUUCUUGGAAAAUUAAAAUACAAUUUGUCGGGUCCAGACACCACUACUGUGGUAGCAGUUUUUACUACAGUUGUUCUGAUAAUUGUAACUUUGGGCUGGCUCUUCGUAGAAGGCCUUAAUGAUCUUCGCACAGGUUACGGCUUUUACCGUGACGCACAUUUUUCACCUGAAGAGGAGGCAGAAGCAGUUUGCAAGUAUAUUGAUGAUAAUAUCGAUUUGUAUAGUAGUAAAAACGACGCGAAGGUGGCAAAGGCCCGGGCUCGGCUCAGGGGCAGACGGUUAGCGAGCCGUGCAAAUUUCGCUGCGCAGGAGCCUCAGGGGAUGGAGGGAGACGAUUAUGAUGAUACGGCGCGCAUCGACGACUUGUCUAACCCCAAGACCGAAUUGCCUGCUUUGAAGGAGAUAAAAAGUCCUAUGGAAAGUUCCCCAGAAUUGUCGAAACAUGAUGAAAGUGUUACCAGCUCUCCUCGCCCUUGUUCUAUUCUAACAUCACGUAAAAUGACAUCAUGCUCGUCAUUCGAAGGUACGUCCCCACGAGUCCUUUGUUCGCGUCUUUUUCUGUCCAGACGUGUUUAUUCUUCGAAGGAAAGUCUUUUCUCUCGUAAAAGCGCAUUGGGUCGUGCUAACACUGCACGUAGGCCAAGUCCCAAGCUGCCGACCAUUACAUCGCCCCGAAGUUUUAAUCUAUCCCCAGCACAAAAAGUACUGCAGAAAUUUCAACAACUGAAAAACUAUGAUCCUUAGUAUGAAAUGCUACCACGAGCACUGCACCUUUUAUAUUGUUAUCAACUUCUAUACAGAUAGUAUAUAUGUAUAUAUAUAUU